Molecule: messenger RNA, 285 nt
Organism: Saxophila tyrrhenica
Lineage: Eukaryota; Fungi; Ascomycota; Dothideomycetes; Mycosphaerellales; Extremaceae
Exons: 2
Coding region: 1-285 (94 amino acids)
Source: RefSeq, a predicted model, not a curated record
AUGGCCGUCCGUCGCGUUGAAGGAAUGUCUGUAGUUGGAACCGCGAUCGCGCAAUGGAAGGGCGAAGAGUCGAGACUCGGGACGUCACAGCAGAAGUGCGAUGUCCAGCUCCAAUUUCGAAUGCGCCAAACUCAAAGCCGACCACAAAGGGAGCACGUGGUUCUGUUCCCUUUGAUCGAGAAGUCGGGGCUGAAGUGGGUGCUUGGCGGAGUAGUCGUCGGGAAGUCUUCAAACAAUGGCGACGUGUCCAACAGAUUCCAAAAGACCGACAGAGAGCAGCGCUGA